CGUCCGGAAGUUGUCGCCCUAAGGUCCCCCGGAAGUAGCGCUGAGCAGUUGUUAGCAGCUAGCUUGCUUUGUGGACCGUCCGGUCGGAUCUCAGGCCAGUUUGGAUCAGCAGCUGCAGGAAUGGGUUCAGUUCUUCCUCUCAGAGACUUUAUCAGGCAGAGACUGGAUGCUGCUGCGGAGGAGAUCUUCUCCGAGGUGGAGAAAACCAUCAUCCGCCUGGAGGAGGAGCUGGCCGCCCAGAGCAAGCUGCUAGCUGUGUGCCUGAAGCCGCAGGUCAGGCUGCAGAGGCUCGGACUUCCUCCCAGACGGGUUUAUAAGGAAGAGGUUCUGACCGACUACGGGAGUCUUUGUGUUCAUGACAAGGUGGAACCAGAACCUCCACGCAUUAAAGAGGAGGAAGUGGAGCAGUAUCCCCCUGACUUCACACAGAACCUCACAGAACCAGAACCUCCACGCAUCAAAGAGGAGGAAGUGGAGCAGUAUCCCCCUGAGUUCACACAGAACCUCACAGAACCAGAACCUCCACGCAUCAAAGAGGAGGAAGUGGAGCUGUAUCCCCCUGACUUCACACAGAACCUCACAGAACCAGAACCUCCACAGACCGAAGAGGCUCAGCAGCAGCCAGAACCUUUGCAGGGAGAAGAAGCUUUGGAUGAUCCAGAAUCUCCUCGGAAUGGAGAUGAACAGUGUGGACCAGAACCUCUGCAAAUGGACCAGACCCUGGCGGAGCCAGACAGUCGGCAGACCAUAGACGACCUGGACAAGUUAGGAACUUUUGACAUCGAAGAGGCCCUGUCAGAACCAGGAUGUCCACAGAUUAUAGACGACUUGGGUGAGUUGGAGUACCUGGAUACCAAGGAGGACCUGGAGGAACCAGAACCCCUGGAAUCAGAAGAUAAUCAGGAAUCAGAAGACCCAGAAUCUCCGCAGAAUAAAUCCAGAAAAUUGGAGUUCUGGACCCGACAUGACGAUGAGAGUCCACUGCUUAGGAAGGAGUUUGAUGCCUUUGUGCCUCGACAUAGAGAGUCCACUAGCGCAGAACCAUCGGGGAGUUCUGAAGACGACCCGGCAAACGUCCAAAUACCAGAACAGAACCAUGUUUAUCAGGAAGACGUUCCAACUGAGCCAGAAAGGUUCCUCAGUGUGGAUUCAAAGAAACCAGGGUUUCUGCAGAUUAAAGAGGAGCAGGAAGAAGUGAGCUCCCAGCAGUCUGAAGACUCUAAUGAACCCGAACCCUUUGUUUGUAAGACCUGUGGCAAAAAGUUCUCCAACAUGUUGCUGCUGCAAGACCACCGAGACACGCACCAGAACGAGAAGCCUUACUCCUGUGAGCUGUGUACGCGGCGCUUCACUUCGCAGUACAAUGCCUUCCGCCAUAUGAUUACGCACACCGGUGAGAAGCCCUUCUCCUGUAAGAUCUGUGGGGAAAAGUUCGGCUUGAACAGUAACCUGGUGCGCCACCUGAGGCGGCACACCGGUGAGAAGCCCUUCUCCUGUAAGAUCUGCGGGGAAAAGUUCGGCUUGAACAGUAACCUGGUGCGCCACCUGAGGCAGCACACCGGUGAGAAGCCUUUCUCCUGCCACAUCUGCCACAAGCGCUUCAGCCGGAGCAACAACCUCACCUGUCACGUCAGAACUCACACAGGGGAAAAGCCCUACCCCUGCAGUGUGUGCGGGAAGGGCUUCAGCAGGAGGGGCGCUAUGAACAUCCACAUGAGGGUUCACACAGGAGAGAAGCCGUUUACCUGUAAGAUUUGCGGGGAAAAGUUCGGCUUGAACAGUCACCUGGUGCGCCACCUGAGGCAGCACACGGGGGAGAAGCCUUUCUCCUGCCACAUCUGCCACAAGCGCUUCAGCCGGAGCAACAACCUCACCUGUCACGUCAGAACUCACACAGGGGAAAAGCCCUACCCCUGCAGCGAGUGUGGGAAGGGCUUCGUCAGGAGGGCCGCUAUGAACAUCCACAUGAGGGUUCACACAGGAGAGAAGCCGUUUACCUGCAAAGUGUGUCACAAAACCUUCACUCAAGGGGGGGGGCUGAUCUACCACAUGAGGACGCACACGGAGAAGUCAUAUUCCUGCAAACUGUGUGGGAAAACCUUCAGACAAUCCAGCGACUUGCAGUGCCACAAGAAGCGCUGCCAAAGGGUCUGACCUGCAGAAUGAAAACAUCUGGUUUUCUGAUCCUGUGCUGAAUGAGUUAAACUAAACUGGACCUUAAAGCGGCUCUUCUGGGCCCAUUGAUACCAGGAAAACAUCGGACACUUCGUUAACCUACUGCAGGUGGCCCUACUAUCGGCGGCAACAGCGUUAGCAUAUUUAACGCUUGUCAUGUCAAAAAAUAAGCACAGGAGAAAAGAGGAGUGAACUUGUGUUGGGGGUUGGGCCUUCCUAUGAUUAAAACACCUGCACACCCAUGUGUGGCAGUUUUGACAGACAAAGGAAGAGACUGGCUCCUGGCAAGCAUGUUUAAGCUCAUGGUUUAAUCACCAGAUACACAACUGGUAAGAAGAAAAUAAAGUUAGCUAUUAUUAUUAUAUUGUUUAUUGAAAAA
This is a messenger RNA of Cyprinodon tularosa, 2554 nucleotides long. RefSeq names its product zinc finger protein 436-like. Gene Ontology annotation, molecular function: DNA-binding transcription activator activity, RNA polymerase II-specific; RNA polymerase II cis-regulatory region sequence-specific DNA binding. NCBI's taxonomy places the organism in Eukaryota, Metazoa, Chordata, Actinopteri, Cyprinodontiformes, Cyprinodontidae. The transcript has 3 exons. Gene Ontology annotation, biological process: regulation of transcription by RNA polymerase II. The coding region runs from base 121 to 2154 and encodes 677 amino acids. Gene Ontology annotation, cellular component: nucleus. The record is from RefSeq and is a predicted model, not a curated record.